GGUGACAUGCAACUUUGCAUCUCUCAUACCAUCACCGCAAUGUUGGCCAAUAGAAAGCUAAAGUCCCCCAAAAAGUGCCUAGUCCCUCCUUCCAAUCCCUUAUGGUCCGCUCCUACCUGCCUGCAGUGCACAAGGCGAGGCUGCUGGCGGGGAUGCUAUGUGCCCCCUCGGCGAGCUCCACCGCCGCUCCACCUCGGCCGCUCCUCGCCUCCUCUUCCAUGACCCCGGGCUCCGGCCGCUGCCCCUCUCUCCUCUGCCAUGUUUCCUAGCCCUGUGACGACGACCCCUUUCUCGGUCAAGGAUAUUUUGAACCUGGAGCAGCACCAGAGCGGCCUGGCCCCCAUGGAGCUGCCGUCGCCCUCCUGCAUGCUGGCCGCCUUCAAGCAGGAGGCGUUCGGCCCCGAGCCUCCCGCACUGCCCGACCUGCGGGAGGAGCUGCCCGAGCCUCCCCCGGCCAAAGCGGCCUUCCCCAGCCCUUACUACGUGAAGAGCUACGCGGAGAUGGACUCGGCCAAGGACCCCAAGGCGGAUAAGAAAGAGCUGUGCUCCCUGCACAAGAGCCUGGAGCAGGAGAAGAGAGACCUGGACGAUCCCGAGCGCCCCAGACAGCGGAAGAGGAGGAAACCUCGCGUCCUCUUUUCCCAGGCCCAAGUCUACGAACUGGAGAGAAGGUUCAAGCAGCAGAAGUAUCUCUCGGCUCCCGAAAGAGACCAUCUAGCCAACGUCCUAAAGCUCACCUCCACCCAGGUGAAAAUUUGGUUCCAGAAUAGAAGGUAUAAAUGCAAAAGGCAGAGACAGGAUCAGACCCUCGAGAUGGUGGGGAUCCCGCCGCCCCGGCGGAUAGCCGUGCCGGUGCUGGUGCGGGACGGGAAGCCCUGCCUGGGGGAGUCUUCACCCUACAGCUCGCCCUACAACGUCAGCAUUAACCCCUAUAGCUACAACGCCUACCCCGCGUACCCCAACUACAACAGCCCGGCCUGCAACGCCAACUACAACUGCAACUACCCCUCCGUGCAGCCCAUGCAGCCCUCGGCGGCCAGCAACAACUUCAUGAACUUCAGCGUGGGGGACUUGAAUUCGGUGCAGACACCCAUCCCGCAGGGGAACGCGGGCAUCUCCACGUUGCACGGGAUCCGAGCCUGGUAGGGCGGCCCCACAGGGGAACCCCACAACCUGGGGGGGGCCUCGGCCGUGCCUGGGAGCCGCUCUCGGGACACUUGGGGGCUGCGGGGGGACGAGGACGGGUUGCUGGAGCAUCCCGCUGGAGCUCAGGAGCCUGGCACCCAUCUCUGUGGGGAGGCCUCCGGUGUUUGGAGCUGGCACUGGGGGGGCUGCUCCCACCCCCGGCCGUGCCGGACCCCUCUGGCUCCCCGCUUCCAGCGGGGUCUUUGCCCCAUAGUUCUCCCCCUUCCUUCCUACAAAGCAGCCACUCAUUUUGCUUGCCUCCUUCCCACUAACCGAACAACAGCGAGCCAAGCCCUACAACCCGUAAUUAUUAUUAUUAUUUUUUACUCUUUUACUAAUUAUUAUUGAGAUCCACCUUUAAGUUUUGCACUUCCCAUACGGUCACUGCUGUCCAGCCAGCUCAACGCCCCCCGGGCUGCCGCUCUCCAGGCUGCUGCUGGGGCGCAUGGCCGAGGACAGCCCCCCUGGGGAACAAGGCCCCCCCAAACCCCCCGGUUCCUGUAGGGUUAUGCACUAAAACCUCUGUUAGUCCCAAAAUGCACUGUCCGCUCCUCGUCCCGCCACCUUUCCCUUUGCUGUAGCAGCUGACGGAGCUCAGCGAGUUGUCAUUAAACAGAGUGGCUUUUCUUGCGCGUCCCCCGCCUUCAUUGCACGGCCGAGGUCCCCUGGGGGCUCCCCCCCUUCCUGUAGCCCUCCCCAAAUUUCGGAGAUUGUUGCGUUGGUGAGUGCAAACUGUGCUUGCAUUUUUAAUGUCUUGUAAAAAUUAAUUUUCAACCUACUUUGGAAGCCCCAGCCUGGGCAGGACCGCUGUGCACGAGCCCCUUCCCCUCCUAUCACCCCCCAGGCAGGGGUUGGGGCCAGCCCUGUCCCCACCACCCCAUUUCCCAGCUGGGUCCCAGCGCUGGGAGGCUCUGGGGGGGCUGAUUUCUUCCUCGCACAGAAAGGUAGUGCAAGGGGGGGUAAAACAGCCCAAACCCUAAACCACAGGGCUCGGGGGCUGCCGGAGGGGAAGGGCCCCCCACCUCUCUCCUGGCUCAGCCCCAGCCCCUCGCAGCCUUUACAGUAGUCGCUAUCAAAUGUCAAUUAUUGGGAGUGAGAAACAACAAACAGUGUAAUUCGGCGCAGUCAAAACAUCCUCUGAGUGUCUGAGAUUGUCCGGCCCGGUGAUAAGGCGAUUAGGGAGAACCUGCAUCCCCUCCUGUCCCGGCCCUAUCGGCCCCAUCAGUAAACAGGGAUGGAGACAGGGUGGCUGUGGCCCUGGGACAUGGGAUGAAAGGCUGCUGGGGAAUGGAAGCCUUCUGCAGCCUCUGUCCCUCCUUCCCCAAGGGACCAACCCCGCACCCCCCGAGGUGGGAUGGCACAGAUGAGGAGCUCCCACCUCCUCCUGGUGUCUGCAAGGGGCAGAGAAGUCCCGAGUGCUGCUCACAGAGCCCCUAAUGCCAUAUGGGGCACAGCCACCUGUAUGGGGCUGUGCAGAGGGGGGCCUUCUGUCCCCUCCGAGGCCAGCCUGCCUCAGGGACACUUACCCAGCAGAGGCAGGGGGACACUGGGCUUGUUACAGCCAAGGGGGCCAGAGCCCACCAGGCUGCAGGGUCCAAAGCACGGACACACUCUGCCCACCUCUGACCGUGCAGGAGCUGGGGCCAGCCCCAGAAGAAAAGGGUACUUCUGCAUGAAACCUUUUGUGUCCUGGGAUUGAUGGCUGUAUGUUAACUUUUGCCUUCUUCGCACACAUUCUGUGGGUCGGAGGGACUCUCAGACUUCAGCAGGUGGCUGAGAGACAGCAGGGUAGCCAGAAAAAAGCCUGCUAAUAGCCGAGGUGUCUGCCUUCCCGAGAGCCACAGGGAGAGAGCAGGAGGGAGCCAGGUUUAAAUUCUGCCGCUGUGCUAUGCUGUGGGGCACUGGCAGUUCUGUGCCUCAGUUUGCCUUAUCUACAAGGCACGCACAGCGUUACUGCCUGGCCCAAGGCUGCUGGCAUCGUCUGCGGUCAGAGCCUGCUGCUGCAGAGCUUGGCCAGGAUCAGAGCUGACAGGGAGCCCCCAGGCGAUGAGGACAAGUCCCGAGUUAACACGAGGGAAAGCAUCGAGAUCAGCUAAAAUGUGACUCACUUCUUUCAGAGCCCUGGCCCUUUAUUAAGUGGUCUAUAGCACCCCUCUUGCUUCCACACACCCCAGACAUCCCUUCCCUUCCUCACACAUGGUCACUUCUUCAAAUUUAUUUCCCCCACUCCUAUCUCAGCAGCACAGCUAUCAGGGAACCCACUGCUGUUACUCCGUAAGGCAGUUCUGGACACCACUUUCGGGUCCAAUUUCCAGGACUGCCCUGUGCUCGUUCUGACAUGGGAUGGACGCACAGCCCCUCACACGCUCCUCUCCUCCCCAUGCUUCCCCAUCCCUGCGGGGAUUGCAUCAUGAGCAGAUGCACGGCCAGAUAAGAUGGCCCUGGAACAGCAGCCGGAGCUUCGGAGCCAGUUCCCAACGCGAGGCAGGCAGAGGACAGAGCAGCAGCUGGCUGAAGCCGAGCACGGCACUGCAGCCCUGCUCUGGCAACAAGAGCAAGGUAUGGUUAAAAACCUCUCCUUAGACGGAUCUGGGGGAAGCUGGACAGAAUUAAUGCCAUUAGGAAUUAACCCCCAGCACGCUGAUUUCAGCCACAGGGUGCUCACCAUCUUCAUGUGCUCAAGCACCCCACUGCUGCUAGUGCUGCUCUGCCAGGUCCUGCUCACCUCCUGCAAGAGCAGCCUCCGGAGCCGGUGUGGCCCACAGGGUUGAGCGUUGGAAAAAGGUUUCCCAGGAACUUUGAAGGCACCGAGGCUGUCGGCACACACCACAGCAUGCCCUCACACAAGUCCUGUCCUCUCAACUGCUUACAAAAACUGAACGCGUCAAACCUGACUUGUCCCCGUCUGAGCCUGAAGGGCUCCAGCACUAUAGGGCAACAUCAAAAAAAAUACGUGCUUAGAAAGCAUCGUUCCAGAGAAAAGCACAGGGUAUGAGCGUUUCCCUAGGGAGCCUGAAAUCAGAGCUCCUCUCAGUGUUUUGGGGCAUUUUAAGGGGUGAAGGACACAGGUUUCUAAUGAGCUUUGUACCUGGAUCUGAUCUCAGUGCCCUUUCCUCAGCUUUUUUUGAAUUGCAUGGUCUGGCACUGGCAUUUCCCCCUCCCCCUGUUCUAGGCCAGCUUUAUUUAGAAUGAUUCAGUUCCCCCAAUUCCAUCCAAAGGUAACAGGAGUGCAGCUCAGCACCACUUCUCUUCAGACACACUGCGUACGGUGGGUUUACACAAACUAUCUGGAAUUCAUACAACUUGUAAAGGAACCAAAAUAACAAAUAAACAUGUCAGCUGCAAGGGACUGAUACCAAAUCCCUCGUCUCUGGCAGUUUUCUAGAAAUUGAGGUAAUUGUUUUUCCUAAAUAAUACCCCUACAAUUCCUAGAGUGCAUCUGUGGCCAGAUAUUCCUUAAAUUCUGGGAGCUUUCACACCGAGUUACUCCGUGGAGUCACAAAACAAGGUUUGGUCCUGGCAGGAAUUAGCCGAAGUGUGCUGGAGGAGCCCGGCAGGAAAACAACAGAUCAACAGCCCUCUCUCCCCUGCCCCUAAUUCAUCUCACUGACAACAGUUUAGAUCAAUAUCAGCAGUAAGUGAUUUCUUGUUAACGGGGAUUAUUAAGAAGAAUCAACACCUUUAAAACGCGAUUCCUCAUUGUCUCCAGAGUGAGAAAGGGAGACAGGGAGCUUUCAGACUGGAGGCUGCUCUUUCAUUCCUGGGUGCUUGAUUUACUACAAUAUGAGCUUCGUGCUACGUUUUUAUGCAGAGAGAGAGAGGGAAACGGAGACUUCUCCCAACAGGAGGCCAAGCACUGGCAAUACAUUUGUGGAAGUUGAUUAAUUGAGGUUUAGCAAAGCGACACGGAAUAAAUUACUUGCAAAUCA
Anas platyrhynchos (mallard) is the source of this 5114-nucleotide messenger RNA. RefSeq names its product NK2 homeobox 5 (gene NKX2-5). The record is from RefSeq and is a predicted model, not a curated record. Gene Ontology annotation, molecular function: DNA-binding transcription factor activity, RNA polymerase II-specific; RNA polymerase II cis-regulatory region sequence-specific DNA binding. Lineage: Eukaryota; Metazoa; Chordata; Aves; Anseriformes; Anatidae. Gene Ontology annotation, cellular component: nucleus. Gene Ontology annotation, biological process: cell differentiation; regulation of transcription by RNA polymerase II.